UAACUUGUCCCAAACUUUCACGACACUCGCCGCUCUCUACUAUGGAUAACGAUCACGAAGACUUUGCCCCGUCGACUACCCCCGGAUACAAGCCUGGUGCUGCCAAAUCCGCCGACGAAUAUGCCAAUCUCGAUGCCGAAGAUGAGAGUCUUGCGCGUUGGAAGGCGUCUCUCGGUAUCGUCCCUGGUGCUACUGGUGGCAACGCAUCUGGUCCCAAGGUCACCAUCCUCACUCUGGAGCUCGAUGCCCCGUCUCUUCCCGCAGGCAAGAAGAUCUCCUUUGACCUCAAAGAUACCGAGAGGCUUGCCGACACCAAGAAGAACCCCAUUACCAUCAAGGAGGAUUCCGAGUAUAACGUCCGCAUUACUUUCAAAGUGAACCACUCCAUAAUAUCCGGCGUGCGAUACAUCCAGGUUGUCAAGCGCUCCGGACUCAAAGUGGACAAGCUCGAACAGAUGCUGGGGUCGUACGGACCGCACCCGAAGGGUGAGGCUUACGUGAAGAACUUCGACACCGACCACUCGCCGGGCGGCAUGAUCGCGCGCACUGGGACGUACAAUGUGAAGAGCCGCGUUAUUGACGACGACGGUGAAGUCUAUGCCGACUGGGAAUGGAGCUUCAAGAUCGGUAAAGAAUGGUAAUCCCCCAUCUCCUGUCUCCUCGUCUCCUUCGAGAAUUGCUGGGUUAGUUGGUGGCGAAUGUAGCACGGAUACAACUUGGGUGCAUUUGAUGAGUAGUUAGUUCCACGGCGCGCCUUAAUUAACGCGUCUUUCCAAAUGGGGAUGUAAAUGUUCUCAAUAAGCUUUGCUGGACAGUCUCCGAAUCCGGUCUCAAGUGGAGAGGGCCUGGGCUCAUUCUCGCCAUUUCACAUUAUCUCGAAUGGGCGUUUUCGAUCCGCGGCCGAAUCGACUUGUGUGUCCCUCAAUGCAGGCUUCGUCUGACGCGAAUGGAGAAGGAGAUUGAUACAGAGUAAAUGACACCGAAAGCACCGAGUUGCUUAGGUGUUGGUGAUCGAGACGUUUGGAGAACGAGCUGUUCUGAUUGCCAUCAUCACAACUAAUUACACUUCGUAUACUCAGUCUACCCGGUACCGCCAUGGCAGUUCCCGGCAAGCCGACGUACAUCUACAAGAUCGUCGCAUAUACUUCGCCGAUCCCCGACCCCGUUCCUGACGAACUGCCGUUGAGCGAACUGGAUGCCCAGGACGGAUUCAUGCACUUUUCGACGGCGCGUCAAGUUCCUCGCACACUCAUGAGGUACUUCACAAACGACCCGAGCGUGACGAUCAUUCGAAUCGACUAUUCGAAAGUCGAGCAUGAGGUCAAAUGGGAGGAUCCUAAAGGGAGAGCUCCAGGGGAGGUGGGGGGUGAGAACGUGUUCCCACAUAUCUACGGCCGUUCCUUGCGCUCUUCAGACCUCGAGAGCGUCGUGACAUGGCCGUCAGAAGGUGGCUGGGAUGCAGUAUUGACCAAAGCGGAGGUCGAAGCGUGGUUGGUGUAUUGAUGUUCACGAGAGAAAUGCACAAAGAAAUUAUAUUCUUCCUGGAUGGAAUUGCAUGAAGGUCGCAAUGUACAGAGCUCAGAAGUCGAUGAGAGGCAACAGGUGGAUCGGAGUAAUGAUUGGGCGAAAGCAGGUGGCAAAUGUUGACAUAACAAAUCAGUAUGUGCCUUGCUCUUUCCGCACAUCAGCCAUGCCACUUUUCGAAGUACCUGGAUGGACGGUGACGAGUGCGCCUCUAUCUACUCCUACAACGCCAGGAGGAUCCCGGAAGCGUAAAAGGCCCUCUGAUGAGCGAAAUUCGCUCGACCUUGACCUGCAAAGUCUGGUGAAAAAACAUCGGCGCGUGGAUGGAGAUGCGGACGCUUCCUCAACUCUCUCGCGUGGCGCAAGCCGUGUCAAGUCGCUGGUGAAAGGCUCUGUUGACCGCAAGCGUCGGAAAAAGGCGGAGGCGUUGGAAGCCAAGAAGAAGACGAUAUCUCUACCUAAAGCGCUGCAACCUUCGGGAGCACGCAAACGCCAACCCGCACCACCCUCUCCAUCAUCAUCUGUCUCAUCUGCCCCCGAAUUCGUUCAUCCAUCCGAAUCUGAAGCCAUGCAAUUGUCUGUCAUCGAGGAGGACAGUGUGGCAGAAAUUGAAAUGGAGGACGAGAAGCCGCCGGCCCCACCAACCAAGUCAGAAUCACGCCUGACUGCUAUGCAAGCAACAAUGAAGAAGAGUUUAGAAGGGGCUCGAUUCAGGAUGAUUAACGAGACGCUGUACAAAACGGACAGUAAGCGUGCGCACGACAUGAUGCGACAAGAGCCAUCCAUGUUUGAGGAUUAUCACAGUGGAUUCCGACAUCAAGUCCAGUCGUGGCCCACGAAUCCAGUCCAGCACUACAUAUCCUUGCUGUCCAGAUAUCCCUCGAGAACAGUCAUCGCUGAUCUCGGUUGUGGGGAUGCAGCUAUGGCCCAGGAACUUGGGCCUAAAGGGUUGAAUGUACUAUCCUUCGAUCUUGUUUCUGACGGGACGUAUGUCGUCGAAGCCGACAUCUGCGAGCGGAUUCCAAUGCCUGGAUCGGAACCGACGGAAGGCGGGAAAUCUGAAGGAAAGGGACAAGUGGUUGAUGUUGCAAUAUGUGCGCUCAGUUUAAUGGGGACGAACUGGCCGAACUGCAUUCGUGAGGCGUGGAGGAUUCUCAAGCCUGGAGGAGAACUGAAGAUUGCCGAAGUCGCGAGUAGAUUCACGGAUGUCGAUGAAUUCAUCAAUGUCGUCACUUUCGUGGGCUUCAAACUGAAAUCUAAGAACGACUCAAACUCUCACUUCACUUUGUUUGAAUUCGUCAAAGUUUCUCGCACGGUUAAGAAGGACAAGGAGUGGACCAGCCUCAUGGCCAGGGGUAACGCUUUGAAACCAUGCGAGUACAAAAGGAGAUAGAUUAGAUUAGAUAAUUUUAAUGAUGACAUCAGCACGCCUCUUGUCGUCUGUCCACAACUCGCGCCAUGCCUCAAGUUAACGUCCUUUCUCAUCCGAUUGCCAAUGCUGAGCUAUCCAAGCUCCGCAAGAGGACAGCGACCCCGAAAGAUUUCCGAGAAGGUGUUCACAAGAUCAGCCUAAUCCUGGGAUUGGAAGCCAGCCGCGGGCUCGAAGAGGAAACGUUUACCGACGUGAAUCCAGUCUCACAGGAAUCCAUGUCCUCCUCAUAUCGACUUGCAGGAUUCGCCUAUCGCGUCUUCACUGGAUCGUCCAUCAAACCUCGGAUCGGUCUGACUCCCAUUCUGCGAGCGGGGCUAGGAAUGACGGAUGCUCUGGUACGCCAUCAUCAUACCUCGAAUUCGACCGCUAUACGGCAGCCUGAUUCCAAUCUAGCUCACUCUCUUCCCGUACGUUGCCGACCCAUCCCCGAGUUCUGACCGAAGUCAUUCUUACUUCUCCAGCGACGCACCUGUGUAUCACCUGGGCCUGUUCCGAGAGAAAGUGUCACUGCAGCCGGUCGAAUACUAUUCCAAGUUGCCGUCCUCUCCGCCGAUUGAUACAGUCUACCUUCUCGAUCCGCUCAUCGCUACCGGAGGGACUGUAUGCGCGGCGUUGAAUAUGAUCACAGAUUGGGGGAUGCCUAUCACGAAGGUGAAGCUGCUGUGUGUUUUGGCCUCACAGGAAGGUCUGCACAUGUCCAGGCUGAAUACCCCGAGCUCGAG
This is a messenger RNA of Mycena citricolor, 3678 nucleotides long. NCBI's taxonomy places the organism in Eukaryota, Fungi, Basidiomycota, Agaricomycetes, Agaricales, Mycenaceae. The record is from the annotation of a GenBank genome assembly.